AUGGCAUCAAACGUGGAGUGCAGAGCUCAACUCUUCGCAUUUGGUUCCAAUGGGUCUGGUCAAUUGGGAAUAGGCCAUACCGAGGACGUAUCUGUUCCCCACCCAGUGUUGGGAUGUUUGGACGUGCAGCAAAUAGCAUGCGGCGGCAACCAUACAAUAGUUACAGGUAAGCACGGACUGGCGACUUCAGGAGAAAACAGCGAUGGGCGAUGCUUCACGGCGAGCGAUUCAUCCACAAACAACUCUCUAUUCUUACAUUCCGACAAGUACCCUGAAGCUAUGGUCGCGGCGACUUGGUCCGCUUCCUUCAUCUGUUCCGCUGGAUCUGUUCAUGCCUGUGGAGCUGGCAAUGCGGGGGAACUUGGACUUGGACCAGGAGUACAACUGGUAGGGACACCACAGGCCAUUGCCAACUUCCCUCCCGUUGGGACCAAGAUCGUAAAGAUUGCUGCAUGCAUGGCCCAUGUGGUAGUAGUACUUACUAAUGGUGAGGUAUGGGGAUGGGGCAAAGGUCGCAAAGGUCAACUAGACGAGCCUGCGGCCACAGUCUGGAGCCCGAGGAAAUUCAAAAACAUUGGCUUCUUUGCGGUAGACGCUGUAUGCGGAAAAGACUUUACAUGCAUCUUUGGUAGUCCAUCUACUGGAGAGCUCUUCGUUACAGGCCCGAACAGCAAUGACCGCUUCGGCGUCAAGACCAAUGCGCCCGCRAACGUCAGAGGCUGGAAGAAAGUUGCAGCAUCGUGGGGAAGCGUAUUUGUUCUUUCGGAAUCUGGAGAUGUCACCGCGUGGGGACGAAAUGACCACGGUCAGCUACCCCCGGUGGGUCUACCGCCUCUGUCAUCCAUCGUUGCUGGAAGCGAGCAUUGUCUCGGCCUUACCGAAGCUGGCAAAGUCUUAGCAUGGGGCUGGGGAGAGCAUGGUAAUUGCGGCGAUCCUACCGAUGCAAAAGGCGAUGUUAAGAAUGGGUGGAAUGAGAUUGCUCUUUCUCGGCCAGCGUCGGCCAUCUUCGCUGGAUGCGCCACCAGCUUUGUGGUGGCAGAUUGA
Ramularia collo-cygni is the source of this 1044-nucleotide messenger RNA. RefSeq names its product related to alpha-tubulin suppressor. The coding region runs from base 1 to 1044 and encodes 347 amino acids. The transcript has a single exon. The record is from RefSeq and is a predicted model, not a curated record. NCBI's taxonomy places the organism in Eukaryota, Fungi, Ascomycota, Dothideomycetes, Mycosphaerellales, Mycosphaerellaceae.